Molecule: messenger RNA, 2285 nt
Organism: Talaromyces proteolyticus
Lineage: Eukaryota; Fungi; Ascomycota; Eurotiomycetes; Eurotiales; Trichocomaceae
Product: putative beta-1,6 glucan synthetase
Exons: 7
Coding region: 1-2016 (671 amino acids)
Biological process (GO): fungal-type cell wall organization; (1->6)-beta-D-glucan biosynthetic process
Cellular component (GO): plasma membrane; endoplasmic reticulum membrane
Molecular function (GO): glucosidase activity
Source: RefSeq, a predicted model, not a curated record
AUGGCGGAAGACACAGACAACAACCUGACUAUUCGGACGACUCCUCAUAUCCGGCUCAACUCGGGGCAUUAUGAGCCGUUCGUUGAUUUGGAAGAAGGAUCUCAAGAGCUGACUGAUCAGGCGCCAAACCGAUCUCAUCGAUCCGUUCAAUCAAUACAAUCUAUACAAUCCGUGCAAUCUCAUCACUCUCUGGUUGCCACAGAGCCUGCACUUCCAUCUCCACCGAUUAUAUCGCCUCCAAUUAUAUCACCGACUGAUUCUUCAGAGCUGCUUUUCCCUCCCCCUAGAAAAGUACGCUCACGAGGAAGUCCAGACCGUUCCACAUUGGCUUCUGCAAUUUCAUACCGACGGACCAGCUGGGAUUCGCACUCAGAAGCCGGCAGCCGUGACAGCCGUGUCUAUACUUUUGACCCAUUUGCAGAUUCCAGAAGCCCUUCUCGUGCUGAUAGCGAUGACGAAAAUGUCAACACACAAACAGUCUCGGAAAAGUAUAACAUUAUGCCGACAGAAAACUUGCUUUUGUUUCCCGAAGACGUCGAAAAAGAUGACUAUCUCCAUAACCCUGAUUCGGCCGACAGAGAGCGAGAGUGCGAUAUGUGUAACACGCGAGGUGUUUUCAAUAUCGGUGGGCUUGCUUUUUUAACGAUUGGUAUUGUCGCCUUGUUUAUAAUUUACCCGGUUACCACUUUUGUCGGAAGACUCAUCGAGCCACACAUCGACCCAUGCAGCAACGAUCCGUUAUGUUUACCCUAUGACAGGCCAUUACUUAAGAAUCUACGAACUGGACUAAUAGACCCAACAACUCCAGAGUCAGCAAUGACGAAGACAUCAACUGAUGGAACGGAGUGGAAAUUAGUUUUUUCCGACGAAUUCAAUGACCCUGGUAGAACAUUUUACGAUGGGGACGAUCCCUUUUUCCAAGCCGUAGACUUGUGGUACGGAGUGACACAAGAUCUCGAGUGGUACGACCCUGACGCAAUCACAACCAAGGACGGUGUCUUGGAGAUUCGAUUUGAUUCUUUCAACAACCAUAAUCUUCACUAUCGCUCUGGCAUGUUACAGUCUUGGAAUAAGAUGUGCUUUUCAGGCGGUCGAUUGGAAGCCAGUAUAUCACUUCCUGGACAGGGCGACAUAUCUGGAUUUUGGCCGGGAUUCUGGGCUAUGGGAAAUCUUGGCCGUGCAGGAUACGCCGCAACAACUGAUGGAAUGUGGCCGUAUAGCUACCAUGAUAAAUGUGACGUUGGGAUCACGCCCAACCAAAGCUCUCCAGAUGGGCUAAGCUAUCUACCUGGCAUGAGACUUCCUGCGUGUUCGUGUCCGGGAACUGAUCAUCCAUCGCCGGGAAAGUCACGAGGAGCACCUGAAAUUGAUGUUAUUGAAGCCAGUGUGACCGUUUUGGACCAGCUGGAGAAUCGUAUUGGCGUUGUAUCCCAGAGUUUGCAACUUGCACCAUACGAUAUUUGGUAUAUGCCAAAUUACGAUUUUACGGCGGUAUACGACCCUAGGAUCACUUCCAUCAACAGCUACCGCGGAGGUCCGUUUCAGGAAGUAGCAUCAGGAUUAACAAACCUAAACAAUGACUGGUAUAAUGGGAAACAGUAUCAAAUUUACGCGUUUGAGUACACUCCAGGCGCUGAAGGUGAUGUUACAUGGUUUGUCGGUAGUGACAAAACGUGGACAAUGGACGCUCGAGCAGUCGGACCUAAUGGGAAUAUCGGCCAGCGAGUUAUCCCUAUGGAGCCCAUGUACCCAAUUCUAAAUUUCGGUAUCUCGCCUACUUUUGCAAUGAUAAACUGGACUUCACUAGCCACGACCUUUCCCGCUGUUAUGCGUGUUGACUACGUACGGAUCUAUCAGGACCCGAACAAUAUCAGCAUUACUUGUGACCCUGAAGGAUAUCCUACUACUGAGUACAUCAAAAAUCACCCGGAGCCCUAUCAUAAUCCUAAUUUGACAUUCUGGUCUGAUGCGUACGACUGGCCUGAAAAUUCGUUUGUCCACGGAUGCCAAAACUAGACUUCUCUUUAUAAAGGGGGGUCUUUUACCCAAUUCUAUCCUACCGUCAACUAAAUCGCUAGAUAUACAUCGAAAUGUCGAUUGACAGGUUUCUCAAACUCGAUAGAUUUCUUAUUUCUAACUCCUUGCUUGCGGCUCCCAAGUGCUUUGUGCGAAUCUUGAUCAGCGGCAUUGAGUUUUGGCGUUGGAGGUGCUUCUGUCAUCUUGUAUACAUAUGUGCGGACGAAAGAAAUAACGAAGUAACAAUUCCUUCGUUCAUAUCGUGCACC